CAACUCUACAGAGUCUUGAAGAGCCAAUAAUCAUAUACUAUCUCAUUAAUCUUUCUGUUUUCUUAGUACUGAUUAAAAGAAAUUGUCUAUAAAUAAUGGGUAAGGUGUACAAUUUAGCUGAGGUCUCCAAGCACAACAAUGCCAAGGACUGUUGGCUCAUUAUUAGUGGCAAGGUGUAUGAUGUGACAAAAUUCUUAGACGAUCACCCUGGCGGUGAUGAGAUUUUACUGUCUACAACAGGAAAGGAUUCAACUAGUGAUUUUGAGGAUGUCGGACACAGCAGUAGUGCUAGAUCAAUGUUGGACGAGUACUAUGUUGGUGAUGUUGAUUGUUCAACCAUCCCAACAAAGGUCAAGUACACUCCUCCCAAACAACCUCAUUACAACCAGGACAAAACAAUACACUGCGUCAUCGAGUUCCUCCAGCUCUUGCUUCCUUUGAUUGUUUUGGGCGUGGCUGUUUGCUUCCGCUUCUACAACAAACAGUCAGCUUGAAGAUUGAUUAGUGGUACGUACGGUGAUGAAUCAGUGAGACUUUAAGAGCGAUAAGAUAUACUAGUUAAAGAUAUUCACGAUCAAGAAAUAAUAUAAUGGAUUCUCUUUCGAAUACCAACAAUAUAAUGUAACCUCUAAAAUAAGAAAAGUUUCUUUUUUUUUUUUUCCUUUGUUAGCUAGAGAAAUCUUUUGGUUAAAUUCUGAUAACAGUUAUGAUA
Messenger RNA from Capsicum annuum, 712 nucleotides. RefSeq names its product cytochrome b5. Bases 96 to 494 code for a protein of 132 amino acids. The transcript is spliced from 3 exons. Gene Ontology annotation, cellular component: membrane; intracellular membrane-bounded organelle. Lineage: Eukaryota; Viridiplantae; Streptophyta; Magnoliopsida; Solanales; Solanaceae. Gene Ontology annotation, molecular function: heme binding. The record is from RefSeq and is a predicted model, not a curated record.